AAAACUCCGUGCUGCGUGCUUCGCCGCUCCAAACCCUACAAUCCUACAAAUCCGAACUCACAAAAUCAGGAUCAAGAAUAGUCGACCAACGAGUCGGCAGAGAGGCGGCGCGAAGUUAUUUCCGCAAUAAAAAACACAUGUAGAAGUGUAAAAAAAAUUAUGGCGGGAUCGAGCGUUUCAUUAAAUAUAAUUUUAUUAACGUUAUGUUCAACGUUAAUAUGGCACUCAAAAUUAGUAGAAACGUCGCGUUUAAACGUUCCGAGAGUAUUGUUACCGGUUUUCAAUGAUUUCCCGGUCAACUUUACCCUUGAAGUGACUGAGGGUGGCUGCUACCAGUGGUCAACGUCUCGUCUUGACAUCAUUCACUUAAUUCCAAUCAAUGAAAACCCUGAUCGAACAUGCUCAUCAGCGGUUAUGGUCCAAAGCAUUACCAAAGAACCUGUGAGAAAUACCGCUAUUGUUUUAGCCGAGGAUAUAAAUACUGGACAAUUUUUACGAUGCGACGUCAUCGUCGAUGCCAUUUUUUCCCUCAAUCUUGUUACCACUACCAGAGAAUUAUUCAUCGAAGAGGCACCAGAAGCUUUUGAAGUUCGAGCAUAUGACGAACAAGGAAACGAGUUCACAACCUUAGCCGGUGUAGAAUUCGUGUGGACUAUCGGAAGUCGUGAAAAACGCAAUACCCAUCUGGAAAACGAGUACAAUAGUAUAUUGCGUUUCAUGACGUUCCAAGAAUCUCCUUACGAGACUCCAUCGACGAUAAUAUCUCUGGACAAUACUGGAAGACAAGGACAUAUAAUUCUUCUAGAGGGAAUCAAAACUGGGACAGCAAAGGUUUCUGUGAGAUCAGCCCAUUCGGAAUACAAGCAUGUACCACCCGUUGAGGUGGAACUGAUCGUAGUUGCCAACCUGAUAAUUCUUCCAACAGAUGUGACGAUGAUGGCCUAUGAUAGCUUCAAGUACAGAAUAAUGCAGGUGCAUCAAGGUCGCUUAGAGGAGAUAAGUCUUCCAUCGACGCAAUAUUACUUGGAAGCUGAAAAUCCUUUGAUCCUAGAGAUAAACAACGACCGUCACUCGGCCUAUGCUCUUGGAAAGGGGAAAACGAAAGUGGUGCUUCAUGACAAAAAUGUGCACGAGGAAUACGGCGUAGUUUUACCAACGGCAACGAUAAACAUAAAUGAAGUUUCUUACAUAACGAUAACAGUACUGCCGAACAGAAAUUCGGGUUUGAUUCUCGAGGAGACGCACGAACUAGUGGUCGAAUUAUUCGACAGCAAAGAUCACAAAUUUCACAUAGGUGAAGGCGUCGAAGUUUCGUUAAGCGUAGAUCCGCAAUUUUUCGAGACAAAGUCAUCCACGCAAAACGGAAGUCACGUUGUCGUUGUGCCAAUAACGUGUGGAACGAGCGUCGCCGAAGCUCGCCUACUUGGCGUUAUAAACAAAGAGGGGAAAAAAAUACCUUUGGUUCCACAACUUUCGGCAAAGGCUGAAUUAGUAAUUCACACACCAGUGACGAUAAGUCCUCGCAUUCUGGCUGUUCCUUGGGAUCCAAGGAGUAAAACUCGUUUCGACAUUGCCUUAAAGGCGAGCGGUGGGGACGGAAAAUAUGUGUGGGACUCGCGACAACCGUCGAUCGUGACUGUCUCGCAAAACGGUGUUGUCAGAAUAUUGAACGAAGGAAGUACCGAAGUGGUCGUUUCGAUGUCACGAAAUCCUUACAACAACGAUCGUGCCCGAGUUCACGUUCUCUUGCCAUCGCGUCUUGAAAUCAUACAGUACAACAUGGACGCGGCAAUCGGCGAACCGAUCGAUCUGCACGUCGCUCUUUAUGGAAAAAUCGGCGAAGCUCCAGACUCCAAAGAAAUACCGUUCAAUGAUUGCCGAGAAAUUCCUUUUGAGAUUUACAUUCCCGAUGGAAAUUUCGUACAAAAUACCAGCGAAAAUUUGACUCCAGUCGGAAUCUCUUGCGCUACGAUUCGCCUGAUUGGACUCGACGUCGGCACUUCGAGUAUUACCGUCGCAUACAGCUCGAACGGACAAUAUUUAAUGGACAACAUAACAAUCGCCGCUUACGAGCGACUUGUCGCAGUUCAUCCAUCGAACGGUGAGACUCUGUUGGCCGUUGGCUCGUCGAGAAAGAUUAUUUUCAAGGGCGGGCCUCAUCCGUGGCCAGGAAAGCCGCAAGGCUACAAACGCGUGAUUUCUUCGAGCGAUCCGGAUGCAGUGAGAGUUAUCGAACGACAAAUUUCAGACAGCCCAGAAAUCGUGGUUUACGAAGUAGUCUGUCGUGUCCUUGGCGAUGUUUUGUUGACUUACACGAUUUCGAACGCGCCUCUAUUGCCAAAUUGUCGUAGCACCGAUGCGACAGCGACAGUGCGAGUUAUCUGUGGAAAACCGCGUUACGUCCAUCUCGCACCAGAAUUCAAGGACAGUGAACAUUGCCCGAUCGGUCAAAGCAGUGAUCGAGUCAUGGCGCACAGCGAUAAAUCUCUCCGUCUCGUAGUCACGGUCAAGGACGAGGAUGGAAGACGUUUUGAUAACUUUACGAGUUUGAAUGUCGUCUGGAAUUUGAAACCGCAGGACAGCGGUUCCGUGGAAAUCGCUAGCGGCACAGCGGAGGAAACUUUCACCGAUAUGAACGUCGUCCUACCGAGAACUCAUUAUCAGAUACUUGUACCGAAAAGACACACCGGCUCGCUCGUUGUUUCAGCAAAAGUUGUUGGUUACCAGAAUCACGUACUCGCCAAACAGAAAAUAUCCCCGGAAUGGCCACCGUUCGCGAUUCUCAACGAACGCGACGUCCUCAAAACGCCUCUCAUCGAAGCAGAAAUCGUCGUCUAUUUAGUGAACGACACAACGAUAACUCCUAAAAAAAUCAAAGUCCUUAAUGACCCAACCGGAAAAUAUUCUCUUCAAGUUAGCCAGGGCUCCGGCUAUUACGAGUUCGUAUUGAGCAGCGAAGAAAUAGCGGACAUCCGUUACGUCGAGCCAACGAAAACUAUAAGCAUCGUGCCGAAAAAGCCAGGCGUCUUGCGGCUCGGACUCGUCGAUCUUUGCCUCGUGUCCUCCCCCGCCGAGGCCGAAAUCGAAGUACAACAAUUGGCUGGUAUCGAGAUCGACACAAUCGACAAAGUUGAGAAGGGCAAAUGCAUACUCGCGACAAUUAAACUUUACGACACGAACGGUCAUCUCAUGGAAUUGCCGAGUUUGGACGCUUUAGAAUUGAAUUUCGAGACCGAUGAAAAUCAUAUUGACGUCAAGAGACUUCCCGUUGGUGAACAGGAUGAUGCACCGUAUUCGAGAAUCCUGUACAUGAUUCACGGGGUCAAGGAGGGCGAAGCGAGAAUAUUUUUCACCAGUGGACGCGGUGAUCAAGAAAUUCGAAGCGAAACAGCGAUAAUACAAGUUUUCACACCGCUCAGAGUAAACGAAAGAAACUUGACGAUCCUCGUUGGAACUGUCUGUCAAAUCGAAACGAGCGGUGGUCCGAGCGACGGAGAAAUCGAAUUUUCCGUUGAAGAUACAAAUAUUCUUGGUAUCGAAAAACGUGGCAUACUCGAGGGCAAAGCUGUGGGAAAAGCGAAAGUAAUUGCACGCGCUGUUGGUCCCAGUGUCAAAGGUCAACGAAUUAUUUAUUCCCAAGAUCAUGUUUACGUCCAAGUAACGCAUUUGCAAGGCAUAAAAAUCGUGGCUCCGACAACGAGAAUAAAAGUUGGAGCGACAGUGCCGAUUUGGGCUUUCGGAAUACCGGACAAUUUGACGCCACUUAUUAUUGGAUCGAUGAAAUCUUUGCUCUCGUUUAAUUGGUACACUAGCGACACGAGGCUACUGAGCUUGCAUAACAUGUACGAAGGCACUGGCAUCAAUAUUCGUUAUCAGAACGAAGUCACUUUACGAGCUAAAGCUCAUGCUCCUGGUUUCGCCACGAUUUAUCUCAACGUUACAAUUCCCUCGAAAAUCAUCGCCGGCUACGAAGACCAAUUAAGCUUUGGAACUUUUGCCAAAAUUGAAAUUUUCGAAGAACUCGCUAUCGUACAACCCUCGCCCGCCACCACUGGCAUUCCCGUUUUAAUAAUGCAGCCUAAUUCCAUUCUCAAAAUAAAAACCAAUCGCGAUAAGCACGGUGUUACCAGCUACAAAAUUCUCGCCAAUGGAAGUAACGAAUCCGAAGAUCCUAACGCUCUUACUCAGGCUGUCAAAACUGUGACGAUCGACAAAACUGGCCUUGUCAAGUCUGGCGAAAAUUAUGGAAGAACCAUCGUCUCUAUCACUAAUGUCGAAUCCUACAACUUAAAGCAAACCGUUACGGUCAUCAUUGACGUUAAACCGAUUCAUUACAUGAUGCUCUCAUUGAAUUCGAACAUUCGUAUAAGAAGCGGGGAAGAAUUGAACAUGUUACCAAAAGGUAUGGAGCUCAGUUACGUAGUUGAAUAUUUCGACAGCGUAGGCAACAAGUUUGCGGCGACAAACACGGAAUUCGUAGCAGCUAUGAGCCGUUCGGAUCUCAUGUCCUUUGCCAAGGGACCGGACAAUAUUUUGAUAGCAAAAUUCCACAAGGACGGCGAACUCGUCGCUAAAAUUCAUAGCGAUAAAUAUCCAAACGGAAUGUUCGAUUACGUUCACAUGACAAUCGGGGAUAUUAUUUUCCCAACGAAGACUUCUUUGACGAUCGGAGAUGUGGUUUGUUUCUCGAUGCCUUUGCUAUCAUCGGAAACUGGCGAUCCAGGGUCUUGGCAGUCUUUGGCACCGGAGAUUUUGUCAGUUGAUUCGAUAACUGGUAUAGGAAGAGCAAAAAGUCCCGGUCACACCAUCGUAAAACACAGUUUGACGACUCACAAACAGGGCGAAAUCGAAGUCAAUGUACAGCCAAUUGCCAAAAUUUCCCUGGUACUAUUGAAAGGAAAGAAUUUCACAGGUACAGAAAUAUUCAGCGUACCACUCGUGCUGAAAAGUAAAGACGAAGGAGUCAAAGAAAAUAAUGUACUCGCUCGUGGUUUAAGCGGCUGCCGAACCCACACGUACUUCAGUCUUAGUUCAUUCCCGUUCACUUGUCACAUUCAAUUCAUAACACCAAUACCUUCGAUCAAUAUCAAAGACAUAUUUUUGACUAAACCGAGGUUCGACAUCGUAACUGGUUUUUAUUACUGCGACAUAAUUCCUAUUGGAGCGCCAACAAUCUUAAUGAGCACUCUGGAAACAAAAGUUCUGGUGAAUGCUCAAAGUCGGGAAGUUGAAGGAACGCCACUCGAAGUUGCUUAUUUGCCACCAAUUUGCGUCAGCACAAAAGAAAUCGUUUUCGUGCAACCGUCGAGCCAAUCGCCAUCAACAGCGAUUCUCGAGGUUCAUGGAUUGCCCAUGGUGUUGGAACAAGUGAUGGUCGACGUACCUGAAGGCGCGGUCAUCAGUUCUCGACAAUUCGUCACGAAAAAUUUAGUCAACUACAAAUUACGUUUAACCCAAGAUCACAAUGAUAUUCAAGGGCAAAAAAUUAUCGUAUUGAAUGAGCUAACAAAACAAAAUAUUUCGAUUCUCAUAAGAAUAUCGAAACACGAAAGUUACGUUCCGUAUUCCGGUAUACACUGGAUCGAUUACAUUUAUUUCCAUCGUUACACAUUUGGUACCCUUGCUGUACUGAUGAUAACUUUCUUUUAUUUGUGGAAGAACAAAGUGUCCAGUGUCAAUUUGUCGGUCAGGAAUAACAAUGUUUUCGCGGACAGAUGUCCUCCACCAAUGAAAAAAUCACCAACGCUAAAUUCGACGACGCUCAACAGCAGCUUGAACGCGUCGAGCCCACGGAGUCCAGGUUCUCCUUCGCCCUUGCGACCAUUUUCGGCUUUUGAACCCGUUUACGGUGAUCCACGUGGUUUUUACACGCCAAACACCCGCAGGAAUUAUUGUUUCCAAACUCCCUAGUUAAAUCGAAGACAAACUUAGUGUUUCAAAUGUUUCGGAUUGAAAACGGGCACCGAGACAUUUAUGAUGUUACAUUUUGGCAGCGAACGACGAUUUUUUUCUUCACCGACGAUGAGUUUGUGCUUUUCGUCGCAGAACCCGCAGUGUUGUGAAAUAUCGUACGUUGGAGACAGAAGAAAUGAUAAACGCAAAAGAUCCAGAGUGAUGCGAAAGACAUAAAAGGAAGAAUAGCCGAUGAAGAAUAAAAACGAUUCUUCCUUUCCUCGUGUCAUAGUCAAUUAAGAAAACAUAAUUAUUUCCGAACUUUUGAAAUGGAAACGAGACAAGUGGCUCGCUAUUUCCACGGAUAGGCGUCGUUUGUCUGGUUUUUCAUUCUCUCGAUGAUAGACCGAAUGGAAACCAAUAUAAGUUUUUUGUUUGUUUGUUAAAAUGACGCAAAAGUGCCAAUCUCCGAUAUCGAGUGAUCACAAAAACGUUGUUUUUUGAAUUUGUUUUUAUUGUCUUUGAGAAUAAAAUCAAAGUUGUCUGUUUUCUAUGUAAAUAAAUAAAGAGAUCAUGAGCAUCUUAUUUUCUCGGUAAAAUAUAAAUGAGGAAUGCUAAUUUUGUGCUCGCUCGAAUAUCGAAAAGUGUACAUAAAUGUAAUUAUUUAGAAAAACUAGCUUAGUCGAGUCUUCUUUUUUUCUUUAUUCUCACUGUUUUUUGUCUACUCUUUACUUUCUGAUAAUAGACUAAAUCGAUUUGAAUCAGAAACAUAGGAAAACGUUUUUUUCGAUAAUUGCAUCGACCUAAAAGUUGACGUAGCUGACGUGAUGAGACGAUUCUUCGAUAAUUCGGGAAUUCGUACAUUCGUGAAAGACGUACAGACUAGUCCGAAAUAAUUUUGAUAAUACUUACGAAUUCUACUGCAUAGUUACAUUUUUUUACCGUCUUUCUCUUCGAUUUUUUUUUUACUGACGUGAGUGUUAAGAAAUAAUGGAGUGAAAUGUAUGAAUGAAGAACCUUAUUGCCAUGUCGAAAAUGGAAAGAAUGUCGUUCCUAUAGGAAAUACAAUUAUUUUGCCGGAAGAACUGAUUUACAUGCAGAUUUAAAAGAAAAAACAGAAGAAGACUCGUUCAAAACAUAAGUAGUUUAAAUCAAGGCAUAAGAUGCGUUUUCCAAAAUACUAACGUGACUGAUUCUCGACAGAGAUGAAUUUCAGAGCUGAAUAAAAUAGUCUCAUCUAUCGAAAUUUGCUAUUUUGUCCAACUCUGUCGUAAAACCUAUCCUUGAGCAUUGUGUGCUCGCUCAAUUUUUUUCUACAUUUAUUAACACCAAGAGUCUAUUUUUACUAAAGUGGAAAUGGGAGGAAAAUUUAAAAACUUAGUAAUUCGUGGUUUACUUACAAAAAUUGAUAAUACCAAUACGAAGCACAAAUAAACCAAGUGUUCAUAGUACUUAACGUUGCAGUCACGAGGAAAAAAUGGAUUUUUUUGUUCUUAAUUAGGUUGAAAAUGUAUGGAUGUAGUAAGAAAUGUAAUUAAUUUAACGAGAGAUAAUGAAAACAGUUGAGAUGUCUGCGUGUAACGAAACCAAGAAGAAUUGUGAGUUCAAUUCCUCCUUUCAACAUAAUUAAAGUUUUUUUUUAACAAAAGUGCCUUGAGAAAAGACCUCAACCAGGUCAUGUGUUUUUCUGCGACUUGCCCUUGAAUGGUUACAAGCACGACUCGAUUGUACAAUUUUUUCAACGAGUGAUUACAACCAUUUCGAAUUGGUAUUAAAUACGUCUUCGAUCAAA
Molecule: messenger RNA, 7684 nt
Organism: Venturia canescens
Lineage: Eukaryota; Metazoa; Arthropoda; Insecta; Hymenoptera; Ichneumonidae
Gene: Gp210
Product: nucleoporin 210
Exons: 13
Coding region: 160-5910 (1916 amino acids)
Cellular component (GO): nuclear pore
Source: RefSeq, a predicted model, not a curated record